AAAUGUUUUCCUCCCCAGGUUCUAAGAAACAAAGGUGUAUAUGAAAAUGUCAAGUUUGUACAACAAGAGAACUUCUGGGUCGGGCCCAGUUCAGAGGCUCUGAUCCACCUGGGGGCCAAGUACUCUCCCUGCAUGCGUCAGGACCAGCAGGUGCACGACCUGAUCCGGGACAAGAGAGACAUAGAGAGAGACUCUGCCUGCUGUGUACGCAACGACCGCUCCGGCUGUCUACAGACCUCAGAGGAGGAGUGUUCGAGUACUCUGGCCGUGUGGGUGAAGUGGCCGCGGCAUCACAGCACCCCUCAGCUGGAGGGCCAAGACAGGCAGUACGGCUCAGUGUGCCAUCAGGACCCCCGGAUUUGUCUAGAGCCAGCWUCGGUGGCACCGCAUGAAUGGCCUGAUGACAUCACCAAGUGGCCAGUUUGCACCAGGUACAACACAGGGAACCACACCAACCUGCCUCACAUAGACUGCACCAUCACAGGCCGGCCCUGCUGCAUCGGCACAAAAGGGAGGUGUGAGAUCACGUCCAGGGAGUAUUGUGACUUCAUGAUGGGCUACUUCCACGAGGAGGCUACUCUCUGCUCCCAAGUUCACUGCAUGGAUGAUGUGUGUGGCCUGCUGCCUUUCCUCAACCCAGAGAUCCCAGACCAGUUCUACAGACUGUGGCUCUCUCUCUUCCUGCACGCUGGGAUCCUUCACUGCGUGGUGUAACGUGUCUUUCUGUCCCCCUGUAGGAUCCUUCACAUCAUGGUGUAACGUGUCU
Salvelinus sp. IW2-2015 is the source of this 766-nucleotide messenger RNA. Its product is annotated as inactive rhomboid protein 1. Gene Ontology annotation, biological process: regulation of protein secretion; regulation of epidermal growth factor receptor signaling pathway. The record is from RefSeq and is a predicted model, not a curated record. Gene Ontology annotation, cellular component: endoplasmic reticulum membrane. Lineage: Eukaryota; Metazoa; Chordata; Actinopteri; Salmoniformes; Salmonidae.